Nymphaea colorata (pocket water lily) is the source of this 576-nucleotide messenger RNA. RefSeq names its product transcription factor PCL1-like. Gene Ontology annotation, biological process: regulation of DNA-templated transcription. The record is from RefSeq and is a predicted model, not a curated record. The coding region runs from base 1 to 576 and encodes 191 amino acids. The transcript has a single exon. Gene Ontology annotation, cellular component: nucleus. Gene Ontology annotation, molecular function: DNA-binding transcription factor activity. Lineage: Eukaryota; Viridiplantae; Streptophyta; Magnoliopsida; Nymphaeales; Nymphaeaceae.
AUGGGAGAAGAUGAGGAAAUGGUCGAUUUUGAUGCCGCGCAGGAGAGGGUGGUCGACUGGGAGCAGGGUUUGCCGACCUUGGAGGAUUUGACGCCCCUCUCGCAGACGCUGAUCCCACCGGAGCUCGCUUUGGCUUUCACCAUCACAUUGGAUCCUUGUCGGACCAUCCUGGAUGUGAACCGUGCUUCCCAAAACACCAUCACAAGGCUCCGGCACCGUGUCAACCCGCUCUCUGAAAAUCUAAAAUCGGGAAGGGGGAGGGGAGGGGGAACUGGGAAGGGGAAGGGGGAGGGAGAUGGGAAGGGGACGGGAAGGAGGAGGGAGCCCGUCGGGGGGAACUGGGAAGGGGAAAGGGGAGGGGGAACUGAGAGGGGGAAGGGGGAGGAAGACGAGAAGGGGGAAGGGGACGGGAAGGAGGAGGGAGCCCGUCGGGGGAACUGGGAAGGGGAAAGGGGAGGGGGAACUGAGAAGGGGAAGGGGGAGGGAGCCCGUGGGGGGAAGUGGGAAAUGGAGGGGGAACUAGGAAGUUGGAGGAAGACGGGAAGGGGGAAGGAGAUGGGAAGUGGGGAAGGCUGA